GCCAGUCGAGCGAAUGUCUUUAACAGCGUCAGAGCUACUAAAACAUUUAUAUAUAUACAAUAUAGAAAUUCCAUACAAACUUUAAGGGGGUUGAGAAUAUUAUUUAUGAUUUUGGUUAAAUUUCAAAUUAAAGAAAGUUUCUGUAUUUGAAAGACAAAAUGGACAAACCGGACGAGCCGUUCAAUAAGACGGCUUUCCUCGAGGGAUAUCUGCUGAAGCACCGUGAGCUUGGCAAGCGACAGCGUGAAUAUAAGAAAUUGCUUUCGAGUAAGCUAAAGACACGUAAUGAGACGAUCAUCGAUGCCAGCUACGAGAAUACCAUUGAUCGCCUGGAGGAGGAGAAGAAUGAUUUGCGUGCUCAGAUCUGGGUGGCCGCUGGCGCGACUCACAUGAAGAAGGACAAGCGCUACUUGGCCCAGAUUCGUUGUCAUGUGGAGUGCCAAGAGAAUCUAGCCGCGGAUAUAACCAAGCUGAAGACGUCCAUAACCAACAUGGAGCGCGAAAUCAGUCGUGUGAGCAAGCAGAUUUACAAUCUCAAUCGACUGACGGUGCCGGAGCAACAGCACCAAGCACACGUGGCCAAGGUGCGCAAGAAGAUGGCCAUUUUGGAGAACUCCUUGGAGGUGGGCAUCCGGCAAGAAUGUGGCUUCACGGCGGCAAAUGCUGAGCUGCGAGAACAGCUCAUUCGUAUUCUUAAUCAUCGAACAUUCUUCAAUGACUCCUACACUAAGAUGGUUCAGAAGCUGAACAGCGACAAGAAGUAUCUGAUAGAUCUCAUUGAGUAUGCGCUAAACACCUUCGAUGGCUGUAUUGAUGUAUAUGAAAAGAUCGACAAGAUUACCAAGCGUGAGAGCAAAGAGCGUGAGUUGAGACGCAUUGAGCUGCAGAGCAUCAUGCGAAAGGUGGCUGCCGAUGCGGAUAAUUCAGCGUUCGUGGAAUGCAAGGGCAGGGAGCGAAUUUUGGCUGAUCUGCCACCCAAGGAGUAUAGGCGACGUGACGAGUUCCGUCGCAAGCACAACAAGAAGAUCAAUCUGUACAAUUCGGUGUUGAAGAAGAUACUCGACUACACCAACUCCAGCAAUGUGGAGGAGGUGAUCGAGAAGUUCCAGCAGCAGGAGAGUCUCUAUUACUCCUUCUUCAACUAUGCCAACGAGAUGAGCUAUCACAUCACGCUGUUGAACAAUUCAGUGAAUCGCCUCUUCGAGGACAUUAUCGAUUUGAAACGCGAGAAUACGUCCACGCUGCAGGGACAGAUCGAUUUGAUUAGCUCCUUGGAGCAGCAGGUGCGCAAGAAGCAAGCCGCUAACUUGGAGCUGCAUAAGACACGUGAAAACAACGAUACGCGUCUCGAGAAUCUGCUGCAGGGUGUUGAAAUGCUUUGUGAUAUGUGCUCGGUGGAUACGUCGCCUUUGUCCGAGCUACUGGGUGAUCAUACCCAUGUGAAUCUUGUGAAUGUUGAACGCUUUCUUCGGCUACUAGAGACGCGCGUCCAGGACAUUGUUGCCAGUGUUUAUGUGUUCGAGCGCCAGGACGAGGGCAACAUUGACUAUGUGGUCAAGCAGAUUGAAAAGAUCUGUGAACUGCCCACCGAUCUCAAUGACAUUGUGCUUACCCAACAAUGUCCAGAGUGCGCCGAGGGCGAGGCCUUUAAUAUGGACGAUGGCGGAGAUGGUGUGGCCAUACACACCAUCAAGGAGGCCAAGCAGAAACUCUACGAGAAGAUCACUCAGCCAGAGAUGCAGUAUCGCCUACACAGCAUCAGCCAGUGCCGCUUGCCGCGCUCCAGAAUGUUGGCUGCCCGACGAAAUGUUUAGUCCGUUAUUUUAUCAAUUGCACGGAUGACUAUCCAAUUUUCCACGCCUUAAACACCCAAGUCAUGGCC
Molecule: messenger RNA, 1882 nt
Organism: Drosophila navojoa
Lineage: Eukaryota; Metazoa; Arthropoda; Insecta; Diptera; Drosophilidae
Gene: wam
Product: wampa
Source: RefSeq, a predicted model, not a curated record